AUGGCGGAUUCUCAGUUCAAGGUCCGCACAAUGAAGCGGAAGAACGUCAAGGGCCUGGCGCUUAAUGCCGCCUCGCCGAAGCCCGCCAUGUCGGGUGCCGACGCGCAGGUGCCCGGGUCGCGCCGCGACGACGAUAAGGCCGCUGGCCAGCUGGAGAUUGGCGUCGAGUUCAGGCUGGACCUGAGAGCGGAGGACCUGAUCGUGAUAAGAGAGCUCGGCCACGGCAAUGGAGGAACCGUUAGCAAGGUCCAGCAUGCCGCUACCAAGGCCAUCAUGGCCCGCAAGAUUAUCCACGUCGAGGCCAAGAACGAAGUCCGCAAGCGCAUUGUACGCGAGCUGCGCAUCAUGCACGACUGCGCCUGUCCCUACAUCGUAUCCUUCUAUGGCGCCUUUCAGAAUGAGUCGGGUGACGUUGUGAUGUGUAUGGAGUAUAUGGACUGCGGCUCGCUUGACGGCAUUUCGAAGCACUUCGGCCCUGUCCGCGUUGAUGUACUUGGCAAGAUCGCAGAAGCAGUACUGGGCGGCCUCUCAUACCUCUACAAGCAACACCGCAUCAUGCACCGCGAUAUGAAACCGUCCAACAUCCUGGUCAAUUCGCGAGGACAGAUUAAGAUUUGCGACUUCGGUGUCUCGAGCGAGCUGGAGGGCUCGGUCGCCGAGACCUUCGUCGGCACCGGCACCUACAUGGCCCCGGAGAGGAUUCAGGGCGCAAAAUACACGGUCAAGUCAGACGUUUGGAGCGUGGGAUUGACUCUUAUGGAGCUUGCCAUUGGCAAAUUCCCCUUUAACAGCGACGCCGACGACGAGACUGGUGGACCGCAGGGCAUUCUUGAUCUCUUGCAACAGAUUGUGCUCGAGCCCGCGCCAAAACUUCCCAAGAGCGAUGCUUUCCCGUCAAUUCUGGAAGAAAUGAUCGCACGCUGCUUGAUGAAGAAUCCGGAUGAGCGACCUACGCCUUGGGAGCUAUAUGAAUCGGACCCCUUCCUUAUGGCCGCUAAGCGUACUCCGGUGGACCUCGAGGCGUGGGCAGUCAGCAUGAUGGAGCGCCAGAACCGCAAAUCCCAUCUGCAGCCGGCCCCAGCAUCUGCUAAGAUGCGUGAGCAGCUCCGCGCAUCUCCGAGCCACAGCCCAACGCCGUCAUCUGCCUCGAAUGGUCGUCACACUCCCACCUCGAGCCAUACUCCACGCUCAACCGGUAGCCAAGACUCGAGAGACGGUAGACCACAAUAUCCAGCUAGGACCAGCAGUACGGGCCAAUUGUCUGGCGGUCAGCCCAUGCAAUUGCCGAUCAGGCCGGCACCUCCGCCAAGCAACCCGCUUCCGCAGCCGCCGAGGAAAAUUUGA
Diplodia corticola is the source of this 1344-nucleotide messenger RNA. Its product is annotated as map kinase kinase ste7. Lineage: Eukaryota; Fungi; Ascomycota; Dothideomycetes; Botryosphaeriales; Botryosphaeriaceae. The record is from RefSeq and is a predicted model, not a curated record. The transcript has 4 exons. Gene Ontology annotation, biological process: protein phosphorylation. Gene Ontology annotation, molecular function: protein kinase activity; ATP binding. Bases 1 to 1344 code for a protein of 447 amino acids.